Otolemur garnettii (small-eared galago) is the source of this 4735-nucleotide messenger RNA. RefSeq names its product WD repeat domain 37 (gene WDR37). The transcript is spliced from 13 exons. The coding region runs from base 127 to 1617 and encodes 496 amino acids. Gene Ontology annotation, molecular function: protein binding. Gene Ontology annotation, cellular component: preribosome, large subunit precursor. The record is from RefSeq and is a predicted model, not a curated record. NCBI's taxonomy places the organism in Eukaryota, Metazoa, Chordata, Mammalia, Primates, Galagidae.
GUCCUGGGCGUCGCAUAGUGGGGACCGACGGGCUGUGCGCGACCCGGGCUGGUUCCGGGUGGUGGCGGGCGGGGCGGGCUUGCCAGCUUAUUGAGGAAGUGACCAGGACACUACCUUCUGGAAGUAAUGCCCACAGAAAGCGCAAGUUGUUCGACCUCUCGCCAAGCAAAACAAAAGCGCAAGUCACACAGCCUUUCCAUCCGGAGAACCAACAGCUCGGAGCAGGAGCGGACAGGGCUGCCAAGGGACAUGCUGGAAGGACAGGAUUCGAAACUCCCUUCCUCGGUUCGCAGUACCCUUCUGGAACUGUUUGGACAAAUAGAAAGAGAGUUUGAAAACCUUUAUAUUGAAAACUUAGAAUUGCGUAGAGAAAUUGAUACUCUUAACGAACGAUUAGCUGCUGAAGGACAGGCUAUUGAUGGAGCAGAACUGAGUAAGGGCCAACUCAAGACGAAAGCCAGCCACAGCACCAGUCAGCUUUCCCAGAAGCUGAAGACCACAUACAAGGCUUCCACCAGCAAGAUUGUAUCCAGCUUUAAGACCACCACCUCCAGGGCUGUCUGCCAACUGGUGAAGGAGUACAUCGGCCACAGGGAUGGCAUCUGGGAUGUCAGUGUCGCCAGGACACAGCCCGUGGUGCUGGGCACUGCAUCAGCUGACCAUACGGCCUUACUGUGGAGCAUCGAGACGGGGAGGUGCCUUGUGAAGUAUGCAGGCCACGCGGGCUCAGUAAAUUCUAUAAAGUUUCAUCCCUCAGAGCAGUUGGCUCUCACUGCUUCUGGAGAUCAGACCACUCAUGUCUGGAGAUAUGUGGUGCAGCUGCCGACUCCCCAGCCUGUGGCCGACACUAGCCAGCAAAUCUCUGGAGAAGAUGAAGUAGAAUGUUCUGAUAAAGAUGAGCCUGACCUUGAUGGAGACAUGGCCAGUGAUUGCCCCACCGUCCGGGUCCCACUGACGUCUCUCAAGAGCCAUCAGGGCGUGGUCAUCGCCGCGGACUGGCUGGUGGGGGGCAAGCAGGCCGUCACAGCCUCCUGGGACAGGACGGCAAACCUGUAUGACGUGGAGACGUCGGAGCUGGUGCACUCUCUGACAGGGCAUGACCAGGAGCUGACGCACUGCUGCACACACCCUACUCAGCGGCUGGUGGUGACCUCCUCUCGAGACACGACUUUCCGCCUCUGGGAUUUCAGGGACCCUUCCAUCCACUCCGUGAACGUUUUCCAGGGACACACAGACACUGUGACCUCGGCUGUGUUCACCGUAGGAGACAAUGUGGUGUCCGGCAGUGAUGACCGCACAGUGAAAGUCUGGGACCUAAAGAACAUGAGGUCCCCCAUUGCUACCAUCCGCACAGACUCCGCCAUCAACAGAAUCAAUGUAUGUGUUGGCCAAAAAAUCAUAGCCCUCCCGCACGACAAUCGGCAAGUGAGAUUGUUUGACAUGUCGGGGGUACGGCUAGCCCGGCUUCCCCGAAGCAGCCGGCAGGGCCACCGGAGGAUGGUGUGCUGCUCUGCAUGGAGCGAGGACCACCCCGUGUGCAACCUGUUCACCUGUGGAUUUGACCGGCAGGCCAUUGGCUGGAACAUCAACAUCCCUGCACUGUUACAAGAAAAAUAGGGUCACUGGUUUUGUCUUUUGCUGUGGACCUCUGCCUGGUGCAGGCUUCUGUGCGAGUCUGACCCUGAGAAGGGUGCUUUGUCGUGUCAUUUCUACACCGUGCCCAGCUUGCAUGAAAUGUACAGGAACGUGUGUCAUAUGUUUAUUUCUGUCUGUGUGUGUGUCACAUCACUGGCAUCCUUAGGCCAGUGCAAGUGAAGCCCACCUUCCAUAUGGCACGUGCAGUACUCAUGAGCUGUUGGUGUCCGGCAGGUGAGCAGCAGGGCAUUAUGUGUGGGAUUAAAUGUGAAUCUGCGUACUUUUCUUGUGGCACACGCAGUCCUGCGUUUCUGGAAUAAUUACACACGUCUACCUUGUACGGGGGUGCAGGGCUGCUGGUGACAGAGAUGAGCCCCAGUGUCCUGUUUACCCCUCAAGUUCUAGCACGUGCUGUCGUGUGAUUCAUCUUCAACUCAAGUUUCUAUUAUAGUUCUGUAAAAAUGAUCUGGAUUUUAGAAGUUAAAAAAACAGCGCAGAAUGUUGAGUCCGCAACAUUUGAGGUUUGUUUUGAAAAGCAAUGUUUUUCUGCUUUUUUUUUUUUUUUAAAUAGAAAAUCAUUUCAAUUUCCUGAGGUCUCAUAUUAGAAAAUUUAAAAAUUGGAUUCUAAUCACUGAUUUCAGAUAGUAAGCAAAAUUUAAAGCACUUUAGUUUAUAGCUCUGGUUAUAAACAGGUUUUAGAAGUUUCAAGUGACUCACCCAUUUGAAUGUGACGAGACGGAGACGAGAGGCCACUAUGGGAGGUUUCGAGUCUCAGGCUCACGGUUUUGCUGGUGUUCCAGAGCCGACUACACCACCUCAGUGGACACCUGGGCAGCUGUAGGUCCUGGGGCCUUGAGAGAGCACCUUGAUUUGUGGCUGGAAUACAGAAGUCAACCCAGAAGGCAGGAAAGAUGCCAGGUAUGUCCCACGUUAGGCUUGUGCGGUGACACUGGAGCCGGUGGCAGGUAACACGGGGUACUGCCCGGUGCUGACCUGCCACUGUGGGAGUGAGCUGCCCUCUGCCUUUGUAGAGAUCACUGUUCUUCUGAUGUUUGUGAGUUCCUCUCUUAAGUUACAGUUUUGUUAAGGAGUCAUCUCAGUUCUUGCCCCUUUAAGCAUGUCUGUUUGGAGACUGGUCUCUGGAGGUGAUUGUCUCUCACCAUUGUGUUUUAUCUGCUUUGUGGUGAUGUGGGAGUGUGACCAGUGGGUAAGUGGCAGAAGCCAUUUGCAGAGGUAUAGCAGGACAGGGUGCUCUGCUGUCCUCUGGAGGGUUUAGGCAGCAGUCUGGGGAGUGCCUGGCCUCACGCCCAUGGGGGCUGCUCUCAGACUGCAGAGCUGAGGCAUUGGGAGAUUCUGGAAUGACCGGCCCAGCCCAGCAGGGAGGGGCUGAGGAUGACUGAUGUCAACACAGUGCAGGUUAGAGUGUGCUAACUAAGGGACAGGCCAUGUGCAUUUUAGAGUCAUUUCUAAAGCUAAAAAUUUGUUGUAUUUUUAACAUCUGGUCCUCUCCCCUGACUCGAUGGUUUUGGGGAACUGAAGUCAGACUGGUUACUCUGGCUGCCCUGCAUGCAUCCCCUGGGGAGCCCUGUGCCACUGCCCAGGGGUUACUGUGCCUGGGGCGUUCUGCAUAGUGAGAGGCUGAUACCCCACCGAACACGUGGGGGCCAGACACAGGUGACUUCUGGGAGCUGAGGUGCAUAGCCGCCUGCUCUGGUGCCUGAAAGUCGAUGUCUCAGGAUGUGGUUAGGAACAUUAGAAAAUGCAUGUAGUUAUCUAAAUCAGACCUCAGAACCAGAUCUCUGUCUGAUUAAAGAAUUCUGAAGCUUUAAAAAUAAAUAUUUAUGAUGGCAGACUAGAUGGUAACGGCUCAGCUUCUCCUAGGGGCUAGAGGGACCAGACCCAGACUCCAGAGCCAAGGCUAUGCACACUCCCUCAGGGCCCAAACCCUGCUGGUGCUCAGGGACCCCCUUGCUGCUGACUGUGUGUUACCCCUAGUGUGGUUGCCUCCUACUCCUUCGGGGAGAUGGGCCCAGUGUGUGAGUGUGUGUAUGCUGGUACAGGCAUUUGCCUGAGUGUGUGUGAGUGCGUGAGUGUGUAGGCAUGUGUGUGAGUAGGUGUAUGAGUGCAAGUGUGUGUGAGUGCAGGUAUACGAGCAUGUGUGUGAGUGCAGGCCUGUGCACGUAUGCAUGUGCAUGCGAGUGCAGGUGUGUGUGUACAAGUGCAGGUGAGUGAGCAUGUUAGUGUGUGAGUGCAGGUAUAUGAGCAUGUGUGUGCGAGUGCAGGCGAGUGUGAGCAUGUGCAAGGGCAGGUGUGUGUGUGUUCAGGUGUGAGCAUGUAUGAGUGCAGGCGUGUGCAUGCAAGUGCAGGCAUAUAUGUGCAAGUGAGUGUGAGCAUGUGUGUGAGUGCAGGCUUGUGUGCACAUGUGUGCCUGCAAAUAUAAGUGAGUGUGUGAGUGCAGGCAUGUGUGUGUGCAUGUGUGUGUGAGUGCAGGUGUGUAUGCGAGUACAGGUGAAUGUGCAAGUGUAGGCGUGUGUGAUUGCGAGUACAGGUGUGCAUGCGAGUACAGGUGAGUGAGUAUAGGCAUGUGCGAGUACAAGUGGGUGUGCAAGUGCAGGGGUGUGUGCAAGUACAGGUGAGUGUAUGAGUAUAGGUGUGUGCAAGUGCAGGUGUGCGUGCAAGUGCAGGUGUGUGUGUGCGAGUACAGGUGAGUGUGACUGUGUGUAUGUGAGUGCAGGUGUAUGCGUGCUGCUGACCUCUCGAGUUGUCAGUUUUGUUCCAUGUGCUGAUGUGUCCAGAAUUUCAUUUAAUAACGGAAGGAACAUAUGUGCUUACUGGAAAAUGUGCAUUGGUACAGAACUUCGUGAGGGAGGUGUUGGGCACAGCAACACUUCUCAGCCACCUUUUCUUAUCAGUGUUGGUAGAGUCAAAAAUUCUGUACAUAUUUUGGAAUCUGAAGAAUCCUCAUGUACAUCAUUUGUUACUUAAAUCUGUGAAAAACAUGUUUCUUUGGAGAAAAAAGUACACAUUUAUACAUGUUGUUUGGAAUCGGUUGUUGUAUUGAUGUUAUUAAGUGUUCAUCGUCUUUAUUGCAAUAUGAAAU